Erinaceus europaeus (western European hedgehog) is the source of this 3956-nucleotide messenger RNA. It is a transcript of the gene BMT2, whose product is annotated as base methyltransferase of 25S rRNA 2 homolog. The record is from RefSeq and is a predicted model, not a curated record. Bases 136 to 1353 code for a protein of 405 amino acids. Lineage: Eukaryota; Metazoa; Chordata; Mammalia; Eulipotyphla; Erinaceidae. The transcript is spliced from 5 exons. Gene Ontology annotation, biological process: negative regulation of TORC1 signaling.
GGCUGCUGGGCCUCCUCCCCGCUGCUGCCUCCGCUGCUUCCCCACCUCCUCCGUCAGGCGGGCGUCUGCGGGGACCCGAGGGGCGGCGGCGGCAGCAGCGGCAGCAGCAGGAGCAAAAGCAGGAACAGCAGCAACAUGGAACUGGGGGCUGGAGACCGAAGCGCUGCUCGCGGCCAAGGAGCCGGGCUCCGGAGCACUCCGCCGCCCCGGGAGCAGGAGCGGAAGCUGGAGCAGGAGAAGCUCUCCGGGGUGGUGAAGAGCGUCCACCGGCGGCUCCGUAAGAAGUACCGUGAAGUGGGAGACUUUGAUAAGAUUUGGCGAGAACACUGUGAAGAUGAGGAAAUGCUUUGUGAAUAUGCUGUUGCAAUGAAAAACUUGGCAGAUAAUCACUGGACAAAAACUUGUGAGGGUGAAGGCCGCAUUGAAUGGUGUUGCAGUGUGUGCAGAGAAUAUUUCCAAAAUGGUGGAAAGAGAAAAGCACUUGAAAAGGAUGAAAAGAGAGCAGUACUCUCCACUAAGACCACACCAGCCUUAAAUAUGCAUGAGUCUUCUAAACUUGAAGGUCAUUUAAACAACCUCAGUUUUACAAACCCUGAACUUAUAACUGAGUUGCUACAAACCUCAGGAAAGAUCAGAUUACUUGAUGUUGGCAGCUGUUUUAACCCAUUUCUUAAGUUUGAAGAAUUUCUAACUGUUGGCAUAGACAUCGUACCUGCUGUAGAGAGUGUAUAUAAAUGUGACUUCCUGAACUUACAACUUCAGCAGCCACUCCAGCUUGCACAGGAUGCUAUAGAUGCUUUCUUGAAGCAACUGAAAAAUCCCAUUGAUUCUCUUCCUGGAGAACUUUUCCAUGUAGUUGUUUUCUCUCUCCUUCUUUCUUAUUUUCCAUCACCUUACCAACGAUGGAUUUGCUGCAAGAAAGCCCAUGAACUACUAGUGUUAAAUGGUUUAUUGCUUAUCAUCACACCUGAUUCCUCACAUCAGAAUCGUCAUGCUAUGAUGAUGAAAAGCUGGAAGAUUGCUAUAGAGUCCCUGGGCUUUAAACGCUUCAAAUAUUCAAAAUUUUCACAUAUGCACCUAAUGGCAUUUAGAAAAAUCUCCCUAAAAACUACAAGUGACUUGGUUAGUAGAAACUACCCAGGAAUGUUAUAUAUUCCUCAAGAUUUCAACAGUAUAGAAGAUGAGGAAUAUUCUAACCCCUCCUGCUAUGUUCGAUCAGAUAUAGAAGAUGAACAACUAGCAUAUGGUUUCACAGAGCUCCCUGAUGCUCCAUAUGACUCAGAUUCUGGAGAAAGUCAAGCCAGUUCUAUUCCUUUUUAUGAGUUAGAAGAUCCCAUUUUACUUUUAAGUUAAUAUGAAAGCAAACGUCUUUCCAGGCCAUACUCCCAAACUAAUUGCUUAUACUAAUCAGAAAUACUAACAUGAACUCAGUACUUAGCCUGGUUUGCAUAGAAGAAAUGCAAGGGUUUACAGAGUUUGCUAUUUUUUUCUACUUCUGGAUCUUAAAAUUUAUUCUUAUAUAGAAAGCUUAAUGUUCCCUGCAGAGUGAUAUCUGUCAUAGCAGAAACCACUGUUAUUGUAGCAUUUAGCACUAAAAUAUAGAAAGGUACCUUUAUCUCUUUAGUGGUACUGUGAAAAAAAGCAUAGUUUGCUAUAUAUUUUCCCUUUUUUUUUUCUUCUUUUCAAUGUUGACUUUAAACCAUUGCAAUGAGAAACCAUGAUAUAUGUAGAAAGCUAUAGAUUGCACUUUGAUGAUUCACAAGUUAUUGUGACACAGAAAUAGAUUGGUUUAGUUGUUUUGUGAUGCACUUAUUCUUUUUUCUAACUAAAUUGUUACCUGUUACAGAAAAAUAUUUUCUGUUCAACUUUGAUGAUCCAACAUUUCCUGAAUUUUUCAGGAUUGAUAUUUUUUUUCUUCUUUCUUGUUCAUUUGUCAGCAUCAGACAUUUGGGGAGAUGUUUCCCAAAAAAUAUGUAUUCUGACUUCAUUAGCACAGUAUAAUCACCAUUGCCAAAGAAUUUUCAUAUCUUUAUUCUUGAUCUGGGCCUUGGUGUUAAGCAUAUUAACUAUGAGAGCUCACUUUCUUUUUAACUUUAGGUUUAAUUUACAUAACUAUUUAAGUAAGGAAUAAUAUACUGAAUACUGACCUACAACACCUUUAUGAAAGGGUUUGCACUUGUAAGAGAGCUUAUGCUCUAUCUAGACCAACUUUGAUGAGGUCCACGCCUUUCUGUCAAGGAGGUGCUGCACUACAAGUCUGAAACUAGAAAUUUUUUUUAAUUAACCCUCUGCUGAUAUUCAUAUAACAUGGCUUUGACCUUUUGGUAUUCUAAUUUUUAUCUGAAUCCAGGCGGAAAACUUUUUUUGACUAUAUAAACCAUUAGUUGGCUGUGGGAAUUUUCCCUUUCCACAUUGAUAAAUGCCUUUCUGUGUUUCUGAAUCAGAAGCAAAUGACUAAGGAGAAAUACUUGUCCAAACAAGACAAGAUAAGUUUAAAUAGCAAAGAACUUUUAGUCCACUUUGUCUUGUCAGCCAGCAACUGUCAUGUAAACUAUCAUUUUUAAGAGUGCCACUGUGUGGAUUUUUUUUCAAGUGGUUAUUACAUUAAAAUUACCUCAUACUGAGGUUUUUGCACUGAAAUAUCACAGUUUCAGAAUUCAUGGUUAAUGUUGUGUGUGUGCGUGUGUUUUUUAAGAAAACUUGCAUUUUCAAUAGUUGAUCCUAAAUUUCAUAAGCUGCAUUUCUUUACUCUGGUAAAAAUUGAUGUUUUUGUGCUUAUUGUGAAUUGUUGUAAUUGACUUACAUGUCAAUCUUUAUUUUUAAAAAAAGUUACUUAGAAAUACAGAAUUUACCCCUGAGAUAUAAAUGGUUGAUUGUGUGUACCCAGUAUUUCAAGUUAAAUUUCACAUUCAAAAUUAAAUAACAAAUUGUAAUUAAAACCCGUUGACUAAAUGCAGUUAGUAUGCCAGAUGUAACUUGAAUUUUUUCAUUUACUUUCAAUAGUAUUAAAUUGCUUAAUAAUUAAGAUUGACUUUUUUUUACAAGUAAAUACUAUAAGUCACAUCUUAUGGAUAUAACCCCCCCCCAAAAUAAUAAAAUUUGUUCAGGAUAACACAAAGUUUUGUUUGGUGGUGUCUGUACUUCUCCUAUUGUUUUCUUUGGGUUAGCUAAAUGCUGUCUUUCUUAAGAAUAAAUAAAACUAUAUACCAAACAAAAUUGCUUUGAAAGUAAAUGAAAAUCGUGCUUUUGAGAGAAUGAUGUAAGAAUCUUGGAGUCAGCCUUUGUGAUACAACUAAAAUGUUGGUGCUAUAAAUUCUUCUGAAUGUUUACAGAUGUUGAAUCUGCAUUUGUUCCAGAGUGUGCAUGAUGUAUUUUAAGUAGUACUUAUAAACAAACACUUCUUUAUAAAACCUACUCCCACUUAGUAUACAUUUGUUUUGAUUUAUAAGUACCAUUUUGUUACUGUAAAUUCAGCUUAUUCAAAUUAGGUUGGCACAGAUUUAAACUAAUGCAUAGUCCACCAAAGCCAAUUUAGUGUGUAAGUGUUAAAAUAUAAGUAGUCAUAUGGCUUGGUGCCAGAUUAUAUAUAUAUAUAUAUAUGUAUAUAUAUACACAUAUAUAUGUAUAUAUAUAUAUAUAUAUAUAUAUAUAUAAUAGAAAUUAAUAGAGCCUUCUAAUACUGUAUGGGUACUCUUGAGAAUUAUUUUAUAUGAAUAUAAAGAAGUGAAGAGGCCUCCUGUCACAUUUACAACUGGAUUCUCCAAAAUAAUUUGGUGUUUAAAAAAAAAAAAAUUAUUUGGUCGGAUUCUUGAGGAUCAUGACUAGACCAAGUGGUUUGUAUUGUAGUUGCCAAGAGGUGAGAGAUGACAUACCUGAAAAUGUAUGUUUGUGUUUGUUGUAUUUUUUCACAUUUUGUGAACAAAGCACAUUUAUUAAAAAUUUUACAUUUUCUAAUA